AUAAUAAAAGCAAUUGCAACGGUAUUUCAAGUUCAACACCAAUAACGCGAAGACAGCAAUACUGAAAAAAAAUCACAUGCCCAUCCUAGCAACCACCCCCACAUCCCUGCCUGCCGCGGACGCCUGUGAUCGCGCGUGACAAUGACCGCUAGAAUUCCAGAUCCCAAAAUGCUUUAUUAAUCUCGAGAGAAUUCUAGCGUAGAGGAAGAGCGUGCCUUUCGACUCCGCAGGGAGCGGCAGAAAAUUCGUGUGUCGUCUUUUAUCGGGGACAGAUCAGUCCGAGCAGCUUGUCGCUCUUGAUGAAUUAGUGAGGCUUCUUCAGGCCACUGAGUACAUUGCUGCAGGUCUUUGACACCCUCGCAAAUAUGAGGCAGACGUUAGAAGAUAGACCUGAAGCACGAAAAGAAGCGACUGAAAGGUAUCUGCAGAAAGUGGGAGUAAAAGUACUGCCAACGACGGAUUCGGCUGUAGCGGAGGCAAUGACAAUGUACCAAUCAUUCUCUGCCAGCAGACGACGCAACAGAUCUUCAACCAAUGGACUUGAUACAAAUGAAAAGGGCCAGCUGGGACAGUGGGGCAGGGCCUGGGAAGUGGACUCAUUCUCUCUGGUGAGCAUCCUCUUGUUGCUGUGCUUUGCCCCUUUCCUUGUUUUCUACUUUGUCAUGGCCUGUGACCAGUAUCAGUGUUCAUUGAUGGACCCCUUAAUGGAGGUUUACACUGGAAAGACCACCCCUUUGGAGAUCUGGAAUCGGGCAGCUUCCUUUAGCUGGACUGCAGCAAAAAUCUACGCCAUCUGGGUCUCUUUUCAGGUUGUGCUGUACAUGUGCCUGCCAGAUUUAUGUCACUAUUUUCUGCCAGGAUAUGUGGGUGGAGCACAAGAAGGAGCACGCACACCAGCGGGAAUCAUAAAUAAAUAUGAAGUCAAUGGUUUACAGUCAUGGCUAAUCACGCAUGUCAUCUGGUUUGCGAAUGCCUAUUACUUUAAGUGGUUUUCUCCAACCAUUAUUUUUGAUCACUGGAUUCCUUUGCUGUGGUGCACAAAUAUCCUGGGCUAUGCUGUCUCUGUGUUUGCCUUUGUCAAAGGAUACCUGUUCCCUACCAAUGAAAAAGACUGUAAAUUCACUGGAAACAUCUUUUAUGAUUUUAUGAUGGGCAUUGAAUUUAACCCUAGGAUUGGCAAGUGGUUUGAUUUUAAGUUAUUUUUCAAUGGACGGCCUGGAAUCAUUGCAUGGACACUCAUCAACUUAUCGUAUGCAGCCAAGCAGCAGGAACUGUAUGGUUAUGUGACCAACUCUAUGAUCUUGGUUAAUGUUCUUCAGGGUAUCUAUGUUGUGGACUUCUUCUGGAAUGAGGCUUGGUACCUAAAGACCAUCGAUAUCUGCCAUGAUCACUUCGGAUGGUACCUUGGAUGGGGUGACUGCGUUUGGCUUCCCUUUCUCUAUACUCUACAGGGUCUUUAUCUUGUCUAUAACCCUGUCCAGCUGUCAACAGCUAAUGCCAUAGGGGUUCUACUGUUGGGACUUGCUGGCUACUACAUCUUCAGGAUGACCAAUCACCAGAAAGAUCUUUUUCGGCGAACAGAUGGCAACUGUAAGAUCUGGGGCAGGAAGCCUGCUUACAUUGAGUGCUCCUACUCUUCAGGUGAUGGAGCGAAGCACAAGAGCAAACUGAUGAUUUCAGGUUUCUGGGGAGUGGCCCGGCAUUUCAACUAUACUGGUGAUCUGAUGGGCUCCCUGUCCUACUGCCUCACCUGUGGCUUUAACCACUUGCUGCCUUAUUUCUAUAUCAUUUAUAUGACUGUGCUGCUUGUGCAUCGUUGUAUCCGGGAUGAACACCGUUGUUCCAGCAAAUACGGUAAAGACUGGAAACGCUAUACUGAUGCUGUGCCAUGUCGGCUGAUACCUGGAAUUUUUUAGGACAUGCUGUUUUUUUAAUUAUUCAUUUUACAUAAAAAUACAAGUGUGUGCCUACCCUUUAAAACCCCUUGAGCCUCAGCCUCACAAGAAAAUUGAGUCGAGUAAACAGAAACACUGCCCUUUGUAUGGCACACUGAAGUUUUCCUACUUUUGUAGCGUGACAGCUCUUCACAUUUCAAAACAGUCUGAUCAAGGAAGGAUACUUUGAGUUUGGUUAAGUAAUGUAGCUAAUAAAAAGAAAAAAAAACCAUGGUAUUUACAUUUAAGAGAUUCACAAUUGGGAAAGCAAAGACAAUUCUGUUGUCACUCCAUAAGAUUUUGACUAGUGAUGAGUGAAAUGAUUCACAUAUAAAGUCAUUAUUUUGCUGGGAGAAAAAUGAGCAAAAUAAACUGCAUAUUGCUUUCAAAGACAUUCAUACCACUUACACAAUAUGAGAGGCAUUUGGUUCCUGUCUGGAAGCAUUUUCAUGCAUUAAUUCUACAUGUGUCUGUCUGUCAUUUAGUAUUUACAGUAUAUAAAAAGAGAGAAUAACCAGAAGUGUGCAUAUCAUUAACUAGGAUAAGGCGAGUGCUACGUUCAGGGCCUGAGGAUGUUGCCGGUGUAGAAAACAAAGUGAUAUGCACAAUGGUGCCUUUUAGUGUUUCUUUGUGUGAAAAAUAUGCAGUUACAUGUUUAAACAACGCACUGCGCACCUCUGCAUUGAGGUGAAUGACGGGCAUAAAUAAAAUUAAUUUUGCCAGGAUUGUACAUGCCUUAUAUAGCUUGAGAAAAAAAAGAAAAACAUGUAUUGGGUUCACAGUUGCACAAAGUACGCUGAGAAAAGUUCUUUUAACCUAACCACACUUUUAUUCUUGAACUUAAAGGAACAACUUUAGGGUCCUUUAAGGACUCACUAGUUUGACUCUAGUUCUGUGGGUUUCUGACAAUUAAAAGAAUUCAAAGGUGUUGUCUUCAUCACUAUAGAGCUGCAGAGAAGUGGGACCACGAGCACAACAGACAGUCUUUAAGGGAGGAAAGCCAGCCAGGGAGUGAACUGUUUGAACUGGCAAGUAACAAACUUAAUCAGGUUUUUGCUACCGUGAGAUGUGAGGCUUGCAAAUUUUAGUGUCGGUUUUGCAAAUCGGUAGGUGAAUAAAAACUUGUCCAUUUCGCUCAUCACUGAUGCUGACCUUAUAUCAGGGAUUCAUAAGCCAUUCCAUUUUUGUCUAACCUGUCAAGAUCAAUACGAAGCUCCUCAUAACCUUUACGUAGCACAUUGACAAGGAGUAUGAGGCUGGGAUGAGUUAAAAGAAUUGAUAGCUCAAAAUAUCUAAAUAAACCAAAAUCUGACAGUCAUUUACAAACAAGUUCAAUGUUGCCUGUAUGGGAGUUGAGCUGUUUUCUCACUUUUUGAUGUGUGUAUUUUCUAUGUCUAGGUUAAUGAGUGCUCUCCCAGCCAACAUCAAGAUAACUAAGCAGAUGAGCUUGAUAGACAUAAUGGUCUUUCUCAUUUGUCCUAUGCUUUUAUGGAAUAAAAUGGCAUUUGGCAAUGAUCAUGCAGCAUGACGCACAUUUAGCACUCAAGACAUUUCCUGAAUAAUUAUAUUUUAUAUUAUUGUUCCUAUAGUAAUUGAUAAUGUAGCAAACAGAUAAAUGUGUGAUGCCGGUGGAUUCUAAAAUGAAGGCAUAUGAAAUGAGAAGGAAGAAUAAAUUGCUACAAUAAUUGUAACAUUGUUUUAGGACAUCCUCUGUGUGCUAUGCUUAUAUCCCCAGGGGGCUUUUCUGUGAGAUCACAAAUUCAGAAGUGUUAAUUACAAGCUGUGGGGAAGUUUUGACAAGACCUGUAUGGAUGUAUUUGCCAAGGGUCAUUGAAAAUCAUUUGAUUGAUGUUUUAGUUGAAUAGAUUGGUUUGUGACUGAAAUGAUUUUUGUUUACAUAAAAAACUAAAUAUGCACACUGUAAUAGUGAUAUGACUGAAUAGCACUGUAACACCCACGACAGGUGGUGGCUGUCUUACUUUUUGGUAGCCUUUAGAUUCAUUAACUCUUUGUCCAUUUUAAUUCAAUUCAAAUUCUUGAUUAAUUUGUAACUUGUACUGCCUUGCUUUAUACCCUAAAAAUUCGAAAAUACCCAAAGAAUACUUUUUUCCUACUUUUCUAGAAAACAAUGGGAAUGUUUUUGCACUUGUGUAUUGUAGCAACUUUAGCACACACAGAUGCAAAUAACAAUGAACUGGCUUUUUCUGUCAAACAAAUAUGAACUAUGUGCCCCCUCUAACCCUGAACUGGAUUACGUGGGUUUGAGAAUGUUUUGUCGUGUCGUGUUAUGUGUGCUAAUAUAAAUAAAAUGAACCGCCACGACCCUAUUUGUGAUGG
This is a messenger RNA of Erpetoichthys calabaricus (reedfish), 4271 nucleotides long. It is a transcript of the gene dhcr7, whose product is annotated as 7-dehydrocholesterol reductase. Gene Ontology annotation, molecular function: 7-dehydrocholesterol reductase activity. Gene Ontology annotation, biological process: brassinosteroid biosynthetic process; cholesterol biosynthetic process. The coding region runs from base 366 to 1916 and encodes 516 amino acids. The record is from RefSeq and is a predicted model, not a curated record. NCBI's taxonomy places the organism in Eukaryota, Metazoa, Chordata, Cladistia, Polypteriformes, Polypteridae. Gene Ontology annotation, cellular component: endoplasmic reticulum membrane. The transcript is spliced from 8 exons.